Molecule: messenger RNA, 144 nt
Organism: Cetraspora pellucida
Lineage: Eukaryota; Fungi; Glomeromycota; Glomeromycetes; Diversisporales; Gigasporaceae
Source: the annotation of a GenBank genome assembly
UAUUACUCUUUAUAUGAAAAUGGAUCAGUUAGUGAAAUUCAGUCAAACGGCUUUGAAGACAAUAAGAAAAGAAAAAAUUCUGACUAUGAGGACUCUGAUGAUGAUGAGUUAAAGUUAAAAGUAGAAAUGAUAUUUGAAACAUGA